Messenger RNA from Adineta steineri, 2136 nucleotides. The record is from the annotation of a GenBank genome assembly. Lineage: Eukaryota; Metazoa; Rotifera; Eurotatoria; Adinetida; Adinetidae.
AUGCCACCAAAACGUAAAAAACGUACAUUAGAAAAUGAUGAAUCAUCGUCAAGUUCAAAGAAGACUAGAUUUAUCGAUGAUGAUGUUAUUAUUGAGUCUGCUACAAUGACAGCAACACCAACUGUUAAACAACUUGAUCCAGCUGAACGACAGCGAAAAGCUCUUGCUUACAAAAGUUUUCUUAAUCGAGGUGGACCAGAUGCACCUGGUUCAAAAGAUAUUCCUCAAGGUGCUGAAGGAUGUUUGAAAUUAUUAACUUUUGUUAUUACAGGUGUUUUACCAUCAUUGGAACGAGAUGAAUGUAAAAGAAUUAUUGAAAGUUAUGGUGGUCGAGUUACAACUGCAGUUAGUGGUAAAACUGAUUAUCUUAUUACUGGACGUGAUUCUGGAAAAACUAAAAUUGAUAAAGCUGAAAAACUUCGUAUUAAAAUUAUCUCAGAAGAUGAUUUACUUUAUAUGAUUCGAACACGACCAGGAAAUAAAGAUACGAAAUCAACAACAGUAAUUCAAUCACAAAAAACAACUAUUGAUAAGACUUCAUUUGUAUCGAUUUCAUCAUCAAAAUUAAAUGUAUAUAGACAAGAUGAUGGUAUUUUAUGGGUUGAUAAAUAUAAACCUACAUCUUUAGGUCAAAUUGUUGGACAACAAAGUGAUAAAUCAUCGAUGAAAAAACUCAUCUAUUUUCUAACAAAUUGGCAUACAUGGCAUACUAAACCAACAACUGGUAAACGAAAGAGAACAGCUACAAAAUCUGAAACUAUUGCAUCAACUGAUCCAUCAAAAUUUAAAGCUGUUUUACUUACUGGUCCACCAGGAGUUGGUAAAACAACAACCGCUCAACUUGUUUGUAAAGCAUUGAAUAUGCCAUAUAUUGAACUUAAUGCAUCAAAUAAUCGAUCACAAACAAUGAUGGAAAAAAUCGAACUUAAUUCCGCUUAUCUUACUGACGACAAUCAAAUAAUCAAUAAACAUGUCUUAAUUAUGGAUGAAGUUGAUGGUGUAACCGGAAAUGAAGAUCGUGGUGGUAUCCAAACAUUAAUUCAACUUAUUCGAACAACACGUAUACCAUUAAUAUUAAUUGCUAAUGAUCGACAAGCAGAUAAAAUGCGUACAUUAAUAUCACAUUGUUAUGAAAUCAAAUUUGAUCGACCAUCAUUUUUAAAUGUUAAAUCAUUUAUACUUGAUUUAUGUUCACGUGAACAUAUUCAUAUUACACAUGCAUCACUUGAUAAUUUAAUAAAUGCUUGUAAUCGUGAUAUUAGAAAAAUUAUUCAUACACUUAAUUUAUAUUAUAAACAAUCAUCAUUAUUAAUAACAAAUGUAUCAAAUUUAGAAAAAGCUCUAUCAACAAGUCCAUUUGAUGCUUGUAUGAAAAUGUUUUCUCUAUCGAAUUUAAGCUUAAUCGAUAAAACAAAUCUUUAUUUUCAUGAUUCUUCAUUAGUACCAUUAUUAAUACAGGAUAAUUAUAUUCGUGUUGUUCCAUCGAUAACUACCCAACGACAACGUUUAGAAUUAAUUUCGAAAGUAGCAGAUAGUUUAACAAUUGGGGAUAUAUGUUCAAAACUGAAUUUUAUCAAUGGAAAUCGAUCAUUGAUAGGAUAUCAGGCAAUGUUUUCUGGUGUAAUUCCAACAACAUUACUUCAUGGUUCAUUAAAUAACGUUCAAUUUCCUGCUUGGUUUAAUUUUAUGCAACAACAAAAAACGACUGAUCGUCGUAUAAUUGAACUUGAAACACAUUGUUCUUUAAAAAGUAUGACAAUCGAUCGAAAUGAAUUUAAUCUUGAUUAUCUUCCGAUAUUUAAUUGUUUAUUUAAUUCUUAUUUACAAAAAUCAAAAUUUAAAACUUGUAUUGAACUUAUGAAGAAUUAUUAUUUAAAUCCGGAUGAUUUACAAAUGAUAUUAACAAUAUCGAAUUAUGAAAAAAUGAAUCAACUUAAUACAAAAACAAAAACAUUAUUAACAAAAUCUUUAGAAAAACAACAUCGUACACCAUUUAAACAAAUUGAUAUUAAUAAAAUAAAACCGGGAUUAAGUGGUGCUCGAGAAGAUGAUGAUGAUUAUCAUAUGACAAUAUCAGAUAAUGAAGAUAAUGAUAAAGAAAAUUUAUCAGUUCGAAAACGUCGAAAAAUCAAAUAA